AGGAACAAGAGCGACUGUUACGGGAUCAGCCUGACCAGCCCCAGAACCCAAAGGUUUUAAGAAUUGCCAUCAUUGGGGCACCCAACGCUGGGAAAUCCACGCUCUCUAAUCAGCUUUUGGGCAGAAAGGUGUUCCCUGUCUCUAAGAAGGUUCACACGACCCGGUGCAAGGCCCGGGGGGUCGUCACCUACGAGGACACACAGCUGAUCAUUCUGGACACACCUGGCCUCACUAGUCCCUUGAAAGCCAAAAGACACCACCUGGAGGAGGCCAUGCUGACAGACCCGUGGGAGAGCAUGAAACACGCAGACUUAGUGCUGGUGUUGGUGGAUGUGUCAGAUCACUGGACACGAAACUCUCUGAGCAAGGAGGUGCUGAAGGUUCUUUCUCAGUUUCCCCAGAUCCACAGUGUCCUGGUUCUGAACAAGGUGGAUCGGCUAAAGAAGAAAUACAUCCUGCUGGAGCUGGUCAGUGAGCUCACAGAGGGGAUUGUAGGUGGCAAGAAGCUGGAAGCAAGAUCUGCAUUUAAACACAAUUCCAGCUCUCCAGCAAAGGCUCCUCCUCAAACUCCUGAGGCUUUUCCACCUGUGAGCAGGACCCCCGAGUCUGGCGGCCUGCAGAAAGAGGAGCAAGAAGCCUCCAGCUUGGACAACAGCAGUGACAUGAGGGCUUCUGAGUCUGGCCUUCUCACAGAAGAAGCACAAGGGUCAAAGUAUGAUGGACCCAGAGAUCUAAAAAAUAUGAGAGGUUGGCCUGGCUUCCAGGAGAUCUUCAUGCUGGCAGCUCUUCAUGGGGAGGAGGUGGAUACACUGAAGCGGUACCUCCUGAUGCAGGCCAAGCCAGGCCCGUGGGAGUUCCACAGCGAGGUCUUGACCAGCCAGUCACCUCAAGAAAUCUGUGAUAACAUCAUCAGGGAGAAGAUCCUGGAAUACCUGCCUCUGGAAGUGCCCUAUGGUGUGACCCAGGUGACAGAGAUGUGGGAGGAAGGCCCAAGUGGGGAACUCCUCAUCGUGCAGAACCUCUUGGUCCCAAGGAAGUCACACAUGAUGAUGUUGAUUGGAAGAGGAGGGAAGGUUAUCAGCAGGAUUGCUCAGGAGGCUGGCCAGGACCUGAUGAACGUGUUCCUGUGCGAUGUCCGCCUGAAGCUCAAGGUGGAGAUGAAGAGUUGA
Chaetura pelagica (chimney swift) is the source of this 1169-nucleotide messenger RNA. It is a transcript of the gene ERAL1, whose product is annotated as Era-like 12S mitochondrial rRNA chaperone 1. Gene Ontology annotation, molecular function: rRNA binding; ribosomal small subunit binding; GTP binding. The transcript has 9 exons. The annotation marks the transcript as partial. NCBI's taxonomy places the organism in Eukaryota, Metazoa, Chordata, Aves, Apodiformes, Apodidae. The record is from RefSeq and is a predicted model, not a curated record. Gene Ontology annotation, biological process: ribosomal small subunit assembly. Gene Ontology annotation, cellular component: mitochondrial matrix.